AUGUCGUCCACUCAACUGCGAUACCACUCUCUUAACGAGAUCAACGAGGUCUACGAAAGGUUGCGGACGACUUUCAAUACUGGUAAGACCAGGCCGAUAGAAUACCGCCGCAAGCAGCUCUCCCAGCUUGGGCGACUCGUGCAGGAGAACCUGUCUGCCCUGGAGGCGGCGGUCAAUAGCGACCUCGGCAAGCCUAAGCUCGAAGCGGUAGGCGAACUGAACGGCGUGGUCGCCGGACAAGUGGACGUCGUGGAAGACUUCAAAAAGGGCUGGGACGCGACGGUGUAUAAGGUUCCGCAGGGAGUAGCCCUGGUCAUCGGACCCUGGAAUUACCCAUACGUCCUGAACCUUGGACCGUUCAUAGGCGCCAUCGCGGCGGGCUGCACCUGCGUGAUUAAGCCCUCCGAGCUCGCCCCUGCCUCGUCCAAGCUCAUGGAAGACCUCUUCACAACGUACCUCGACCCCGACGCGUACGCGGUGCUGAACGGCGCGGUCCCCGAGACGACGCACCUGCUCGAGCUUAGGUGGGACCACAUCGUGUUCACGGGCAGCGGCAGGACGGGGCGCAUCAUCGCCGCCGCAGCGGCAAAGCACGCGACGCCGGUGACGCUCGAACUCGGCGGCAAGUCGCCCGUCGUGAUCGCGGACGACGCGGACCUCGACUUGGUGGCCAAGCGCGUGCUGCACGGAAAGGGGCAGAACAGCGGACAGCUCUGCGUGUCCCCUGACCAUGUCUACGUACCCCGGGCGAAGCAGGACGCGUUCGUUGCUGCGUUGCUCAGGCAUUACAAUUCGUUCUGGCCGAAAGGUCCCUUGCACGCGUCCGCGCGCUGGGGCAAGAUCGUGAACCCGCUGCACCACGCCCGGCUGCGCGCGCUGCUGGCGCGUACGAAAGGCGAGAUUGUCAAGGGCGGCGAGUACGACGGCGAGACGCGGAUCGCGCCAGCGAUUGUGAAGAACGUGGCGCCGGGCGACGCAGAGCUGUUUGGACCGAUCCUGCCACUGGUUCCUGUGGAUAACACGGAAGAAACGAUAAGGUUGAUGAAUGAGCAGGCGGUCCCAUUGGUCAUCUACUUGUUCACAAACAGCGAGGACGUGAAGCAGCAAUUCUUACAGCGCGCGAGCAGUGGUGCACUUGUCGUCAACGACACGACGAGUCAGCUAACCUUGUACGAAAUGCCGUUCGGUGGCUUCCGCGACUCUGGCCACGGUAGAUGGGGUGGGAAAUACAGCUUCGACACGUUCACGCACCUACGGAGCUACAUCAACGUCCCGCCUGCUGCGGAGCCAUUCAUGGGUGGCCGAUAUAUGCCCUACUCGGAAGAGCAGUACCAGAUGAUGGCGGCUAUCGUCAAAGCGCCUUUGCCGAAACUUUGA
Molecule: messenger RNA, 1377 nt
Organism: Fomitopsis serialis
Lineage: Eukaryota; Fungi; Basidiomycota; Agaricomycetes; Polyporales; Fomitopsidaceae
Product: aldehyde dehydrogenase
Exons: 11
Coding region: 1-1377 (458 amino acids)
Biological process (GO): aldehyde metabolic process
Cellular component (GO): cytoplasm
Molecular function (GO): aldehyde dehydrogenase (NAD+) activity
Source: RefSeq, a predicted model, not a curated record